This is a messenger RNA of Paramuricea clavata, 1890 nucleotides long. The record is from the annotation of a GenBank genome assembly. Lineage: Eukaryota; Metazoa; Cnidaria; Anthozoa; Malacalcyonacea; Plexauridae.
AUGAACGCAACGCUUUGCUUUGCGUUCUUUAAACAAAUGAUAUUUUCGUUUUCAAAGCGUUAUGGCUGGCAUGGUGAAGACAAGCUUCUACAAAAGACGUUUGAUGUGGCACAACACGACUAUCCAUGGCUGGCUGAACAUCGAGGAAAGGCUGUAACUGAGCUUGAGUUUCUUCAUGGACACCUCAGAAACCCUGGACGGAUACCUGCGUGUUUUUAUUUCAGAGAUAAGGUCUGUGAUAAAUGAGGUUUUGUUCCGUAACAAUUAGACUUCGCAUUUUUACACUCGGUCUUCUUAAACACUAAAUAGUGCAUGCAAAUACCCAAUUUAUUCUGUAUUGUAUCCUGAAACAACAAGCCAUGCUAUCUUGGUUUUGUUUCCAGUACCAGGAAAGGUUCUCUGUCAAGACGGACUACAAACUACCAAUUACUUUAGUUAACUUCCGAGCUAUUUCCUGAACCAGUAAAGUUACGGUGAAUAGAAACUAACUAUAGUAAUGACAGUUACAAAGUUGCACUCAUGUUGAAAGGAACAUUUUCGAAACUCCUCUCUAUAUAAGCUUUGUUUUAUUCGGGAUAAACUGAUCAACGAUAUUUAUCCCAACAUUUUAUCCACUAUACCCAGGCUUAUGAUGACAAGAGGUUAGCUCAGUACGAAGCAGAAGGUAACGAAAGAGAAAUGAGAAAAUACAGAUCAAUCACUGAUGGUCCUCACGCUGCAGAACUGUUGGAUGACUUGAAGAAAAGAGUUUAUGACACUCGAGACAAAGUAAAUAUCUUCUUUAUAACGUCGUUACCCAAUUACGAAAGUUGAGAAGCGAGAGUUUGCAUGAGAGUUUUCUCAACUCUCAUGCCCCGGUCAAACGAGAACAAGAGUUGCAUGAGAGUUGAUGAGAGUUGAGAAGCGAGAGUUUGUAUGAGAGUUUUCUCAACUCUCAGGUCCUGGUCAAACUACGAGAACAAGAGUUGCAUGAGAGUUGUUGAGAAGCGAGAGUUUGCAUGAGAGUUUUAUCAACUCUCAUGCUCCGGUCAAACGAGAACAAGAGUUGCAUGAGUUCGUCCGGCAAAGCUGACGAAGUCCGGCGGGUCCAACCAGCAAAAACUCUUCAUCACCUCUCAUCAAAAUUUGAACCAGUUAAAAGUGAUGGGAGUUGAUGAGAGAGUUGGAAUUCGUCGAACGAAGUGACUUUAAUCGUUUGUAGGUUAUAAUUACAUCCUUCGACCUUCUAUUUCAGUGAAUAUUGUUCGACCCUACUGCAACCGGAUUCGCAUCGAACGAGUCGAGCGACAUCAACUAAGACGCUUUUCGGCUUCUUACAACUUUUCAUAUUUGAAGUUUUGGACUAAUAUUAUGAUAUUAUUAUUAUGAUAAUUUUGAGUGCUAAACUCUCCUCGAAACUGUAAAAUUUGAUGUCGCUCCGAUAUGUGAAUCCAAUAUCGUGUCACUGGGGUCUCAGAUAAUUUCAGUAUUCCUAGUUACCUUCGUUUUACUCUGUGCUCCAGAAAACCAGAACAACAGAAAUUAGCCAUGCGGGUUAUUCAAAGUUAUGAAUGUGAAAUUCGAACUGAAUGAAAUAUUUUAUCAGUUCCAAUUUAGGCAUAACAUUUUAUUUUCUACUAUCUAGUGUAUUGACGUAUGCAUGUCUUACAAGACACCACAGGAGGUAAUCAUAUUUUAUAUCUUUAGAAAGAUGUCAUCUUAUGUCACCCAGAUUUGUUAUUUUCUUUUUUCGUUUUCCAGGCUGCCAAAAUGAUGUUUAACGCGGUUAACGAGCAGAUCAAAAAGAUGCUUGCGUCUAAUGUUGAUCUCAGUCCAAGAGAAAUGGAAAAGGCCAAACACGAUUCAUAUUUUGUUAAACAAUAUUCCAUUGGUAAGAAAGGGAACUGGAUG